Messenger RNA from Solanum verrucosum, 630 nucleotides. Its product is annotated as replication factor A protein 1-like. The record is from RefSeq and is a predicted model, not a curated record. The transcript has 4 exons. The coding region runs from base 1 to 630 and encodes 209 amino acids. NCBI's taxonomy places the organism in Eukaryota, Viridiplantae, Streptophyta, Magnoliopsida, Solanales, Solanaceae.
AUGGCAACAACGGUGAAUGAAUUCAGAGGUGAAAUUACUUUUGCCACCACAGCAGCAACCAAAACGUAUGUGAAUCUUCAAAUGGACCACAUUAGCUCAUUGAUUCAAAAGUUUGCAACCAAACCCGUUCACAUACAAACAAUUGAGAGUGAUAAUAGAAGUAACAUACCUAUUGCGGAGGCAAUGUUCCAGAACCGGAUGACUAUUACUGAGUUGCUGGAUUCGGACUGGAGUUAUGACAUAGAGGAAUGUUUUGUUACAUUGCGUGCUCAGAUCAGUCAAAUAGAUACCUACUUUGGUUGGCACUACAUAUCGUGCAACUUAUGCAACAAAAAAAUAGAACCUAAAGAUGGCGUCUACACCUGCAAUAAGUGCGGAAAAGAAUGUGACUUCCUAUUGGUUAGGUACAAGAUACACAUUAAGGUAAAAGACAACGGAGGGAAGACAACUUUGGUUCUUUUUAAUGGGGUUGCGGAAAAGUUGCUCGAUACUUCGGCUUCUAAGUUGGUAAAUCGAAUGUCCAAAGGUGAUAUGCAUGUUCCAUCGCUAAUUGAGAGCCUCUGCGGCAAGGAUUUUGUAUUCAAGCUUAAAUUGACCAACUUCAAUUUUAAAGAGGGGUUGGAAAAUUAG